Dissoconium aciculare CBS 342.82 is the source of this 4956-nucleotide messenger RNA. RefSeq lists its product as uncharacterized. Bases 1 to 4956 code for a protein of 1651 amino acids. The transcript has 2 exons. The record is from RefSeq and is a predicted model, not a curated record. NCBI's taxonomy places the organism in Eukaryota, Fungi, Ascomycota, Dothideomycetes, Mycosphaerellales, Dissoconiaceae.
AUGAAGUUCACCGUUCACGUUCUAUGGCCAUCGGCGGCGCCAACGUCCUCUGCAGCGCCCGAGAACUACGAAUCCAAUGCCACAGCCAUCACCUUAGCUGUCCCGGUGGAACUCGACCGGUCUUGCGCAGUCUUGCGCAAUAAAAUCCUGAGACGAUUCGCAACUCAACCUCAACUACAACGCCUUCGAUUGUCAGACUUGGCAGACAAAGAUGGAGCAUUGAUCGAUCUGGAGGACACCUUGGCUGAACUGUUCCCCGAGGCUACAACAUCCCCAAGCGACAACAUAGUCCGGGCAACCACGCUCUGGGUUGAGCCUACCAGUCGCAAACGCCAGACCAGAGAAGAAGAGUGUGCACGCGAUGUGUCACUUGGACCCAGCCAGCCAGCGUCACACCGAAAGAGACAGAGGAGGUCGUCAUUGGAGAAUGGAAGAAAUGGGACGGCGCGGCAAAUUGAUCGGACACAAUCUCAUCCUGUGGCAGAGGUCAUUGAGGAUUCCCAGCCUGUGUCCCGCGGCCGCGCAUCAGCAGCAUCCGCACAAUCACCAUACCACACGCCGAGCCAAGUCACUCCUGCGCCUGGACGACCUGCCUCUUCGAACCCGGCACCGACUUCCGCGCAGCGCUUGACCAACUCGCAGGUCGCUGAUUCGCAAAGACGCCGGAGUCCAUCCGCACUCUUCGUACACAGCGAUGAUGACGACGACGAGUCUUCUGGGAUGGUCAACCUAGAUGAUGAAAUUCUUCGCGGCUCGGAUGAGGAGGAUGCCCCGAGAACUCAAAGGACAACCCAGGACAGUGGUGAAGCUUCUUCACAAUGGCGCAAUGUUUUGUCAUCAGGAAAGAAACGAGGUCAAGGCUCCUUCUAUGCCCAGAUGUUCGGUAAAAGGGCAAAGUCCUCCUCUCGUGAUGCCAAGUGGAGCAGGGAGGAAGAUCGUAUCCUCAUUCACGGCACCCAGAAGGAAUGGAGCACUCGUCGCAUUCUCGGCGCGCUAGAUAAACUUGAGAAUGCCCCUUUGCGAUCUGAGAAUGGUCUUCGCAGCCGCCGCAAGUGGUUGAAAGACACCGAUUUAUGGGACGAAAUGCAGAAUGAAGGGUCAUCACAACGGCCGAGGGAGAAGCAUCCCUCUGCGAUGCCGGAUUCGAGCCAAGUUCCGGUAUCAUCGCCUUUGCUGCGUUUCACGUCGACAAUGAAGUCCAACGAGAGGGUAGAUCCUCAACAGGCUACCCCGACUCCCAAUGCUACGUCGACAGGGGCGUCCAGUGGGAACAACAAAAAAGGUGCGAAUACCACAGACAGUCGCAACGGCGCGAACACCAUCGUAGAGCCAUCGCUCAUUGAGGAGAAUUCCAGGAGAACAUCGGGUCUGUUGAAAAAGCAACGCAGUGAUGGAAAUCAAACGCAGCUCAAUUUCGCGCGCAAUAAAGGCAAAGCUGCAGUCUUGAAUCCAGACUGGACAGGUGGAACGAGAAUGUUCUCGGUCGCAAGAACAACAUCCACCACUUCGGCUUCGACAUCCGCUGCAUCUAAAGUCGGUGUUGAGAAGCCAAACGGUGUCGUCCCGGACAGCGAUGACAACGAUGUGUAUCUGGAUAACAUGCCUGCAGCUCAAUUCGAGCAGGACGAUAAUGAAGUGGCAGACGCACCUCCAAUCGCAUCAACCCCUGAAGAAUCUAGCGUAAAUCCGACCACGGACUCAAAUGUGAUGCAACUUGACCCAUCACAACACACACGUGUCACUGCGUCACCUUCACGACCCGAUUCGAUUGAAUCUCCGAAGUCUUCGGUUGACGCGACAAUGGCAGAUGUGCCAAUGCGCAACGAUGAAUUUGAUGCUCACCACAUUGUAUCAGACACGCCAAUUGCACGAGAUCCAACUUCAGUUUCUUCAUCUGCCCGUCAGUCGGAAAGUGACGAAGCUCCUGGCCCCUCACGUUCCGUUCACUUGCAAAACACACCAUCUUUGCAGAACUCCUCACGAGAAGAGGCACGAUCAAGUACCGGCAAACUACCUCGUUUUGGUCGCCACACGGUUCAGAGUUCUCUCAAGCGCAAGCAACCUCGCCUUUACGGCUCUUCUGUCCGUCGGCCUGAUCCGUAUGAUCUCAUCAGUCAAAGUUCCGAAGAUGAGUCGACACCAAUACCUCCACGUCGCUCACGUGAGAGCCCGGCCGCAACGCGCGUCGCAUCCGAGGAGGCGACGCAAUCACCACAACCAGACCACACCGAAUCCUUUGACGACCCGGCUGCUCACGCCUCUUCACCAGCACCUCUACGACCUUCCAAAUCAGCACUCCCCACCUCGUCCGACUCUCAAGCCACCGCAAUCCCAGCCAACGCCGACAUCCAAUGCCCGCCUCAACCUCGACCACCGAAAUGGACCCUCCAAAUCCCUCCCUCCGCCCUUGAGUCCUGGCACGAAGCCAAACUCCAAGCCACCCGUCCCCGCGAAACCCGUCCCGCCUACGAGAUCUUCCUCGAAUCGCAAUUCUCCCGCGCCCUCCUCGACGCCUCGAUCCACAACAACCCCAUCGAAACCGCUCGCCUCACCAAACUCCACAAACGCUUCACCCGCGCCGUCCGCGAUGUCAAAGGCCAGCGGCAACCCACGCGCACCCUCCGCUAUCCGCAAUUCUACCCGCAUCUCGAUGUCACGAAGCUCGCGCGUCAGGCGGACCAGGAGGAUGCGGAUGAGGAAGUCGGCGAGGGCAAAUUCGACGAUGAUGCUACGACGGUGGACUGGGAGAGGGACGAUCGCAUGGUUUGGUUGGAUGGCUGGGAGGCUGAAGUGGGGAAGGGCUUGCCUAGGGGUUACAAGAGGCUGGAUCCUGAGGAUGACGAAGAUGAGGAGGAGGAGGAUGAUGAUGAUGAGGAUGAGGAUGAGGAGGACGAUGAUGAUGUGGAUGAAGUUGAAGUCAACCUUGAGACGGAGGGCCCGCGGAUCGUCGAGGUGGUCGAGGAUGCGGAAAAUUCGGCGAGAAGUUCUAAGGUGGGAGACAAGCAGAGGACGAGUCCGUUUCUGAGGCGAGGUACGCAUGGGUUUACUCAGGAUGGGGAGGAGUUCGAAGGUAACGAGGGAGAUGUGAGUGAAGACGACAGCGAGAGAGCUUUCAAGCAAGAGGAGAACGAUCUAGCGCAAGACGAUGAAAUGGCGACAAUUGAUUCCGAAGAGGAACAACGAGAUGAUCCUCGACAAACCAAUCGCGCUGCCGCGCAGGACCCCAUCAUCAUCUCGUCCGGCGACGAGUCCAGCGACUUCUACUCCGAAGACGAAGACCUCCUCCUCGAGGAUCAAAUGAUGGCGCCCAACCACCCCCUGCCCGAGCGGACUCCUCCUACCGUGCCGCCGCCUCUCCGUAAUGACAAGAACUACUCUCAGGCUAUGUCACAGUCUCCAUCGACGUCUAAUUUGCCGGCCGAGAAUCCUGCGGAAGGAACUGUUGGAAGGAAUCGUCCGAAUGAUGUCAUUCCUGUUAAUGGCACGCUUGUUCAUCAUGAGGCGGUUUCGGAUGAUGUUGACAUGGAGGAGGCGGAGACGCCCAUCCCUGCUGUGAAGUCUGCUGCGACCUCCUCUGCUCAGCGUAGAGGAGGAGAUCAUGAGGUCAUCGAAGGCGAUGGCGCGGAUGUUGUCGAGGACGAGAAUAUGGCUGACGAAGACACUUUCAUCACUGCGCCCGACGACGGCGAAGAGGUACAUUCGCGGCCUGACGAUGAGAACGCUUUGGGGGGCGCUGCUACUACCAGGCAGCAUGCAAGCGCAGACAAUUUGGAGCACAAUCGAGAACCUGUCGUGAACGGCGUGGCCGCAGAUGGGAAUAUCCCGACGGAAGACAUACGAAACGAAAUCGGGAAGUCAACGUCAAAGGCUACGAAAUCUGCCCGAGGAGAUUUGAAGGACGUGCCUCCCGUAAUGCAGCCUCCCAAGCCGCAGAACGCCUCAAAUCCAACGAAGCGCCAGAAGCGGCGGAAGAAGAAACAAAUCGAGAAAGCUGGGCUCGACAACGGUAGUCCUCCUCGGAAAGCUUCGGUCCAAGAGUCUGAAGCAAUGACCGCUACACCCUUCCGCACCCCCAAGCUUUCCGAUCGGGCCUCGAUCCACCAACAUGCCACCCAAGCCAGCAACACGCACAGUGGUCGCCGCCUGUCAUCAUCCACCAAUGCCUCUGCCAGCACCGGCAAAAAGCGCCGCGUUCAGCGCAAACACGAGCGCCGAAUUCUCCGAAAACAGCUGCAAGAAUCUGACGGCCUUCCAUCCCAUCUCCCACGAACCCAAAACAGCGGGCGUCCACACGACCAGCGAUCAGCGACGAACGCCCCAACGCCAUCAACACUACAAGCCUCCUCAUCCUUCAUGCGAUCCUCCCCGCCUCCGCAUCCUCGUCCUUCCCCGACAGUCCUCCCCGACCUUCCCGACCCCCACCAACGACAAACCCUCGUAUCGACGCCGCCCACGCCGAAACCGACCCCCAAAUCAGUCACCAAGUCACAUCUAGAGAAAUCCGCCAACGGAAUUCCCCAAGAUGAUCAAAACCGCGAGCUCAGUCCCUCACUCCCGACGAUUCCGCGCUCCGGACGACCGUCCAAUCCCGCAUCGACGCGAAAGAGCCACAACACCCAGCUCAAUGCCAAGCAAAGUGCGAAGCCCAACACGACCGCCCACCCCUUCCCCCCCAAACCCGUCCUCACAAACCCAAAUCCACCCCCAAAGACCCCCUCGGGCUCGGGUUACCCCCUAGGCCGCAUCGCAGCGCAGAUUCGCUCCGCCACCGCGCAGAUCGCCGCGCCUCCCCCGCGCAGGGAGAGGACGCCGACGCCGGAGAUCACCAGGCGCUUUCUUUUGAGUGGGGCGAGGAAAUCGGCAAAGAGAAAAGGAAAGGGGAAGGAGGAGGACAGCAGUGACAGUAGUGAGAGCAGUGAGAGCGAGAGCAGCGAGAGUGGGAGCAGCAGUGAUUGA